Messenger RNA from Lodderomyces elongisporus, 1716 nucleotides. It is a transcript of the gene AGP2, whose product is annotated as Agp2p. Gene Ontology annotation, cellular component: membrane. The transcript has a single exon. Gene Ontology annotation, biological process: amino acid transmembrane transport. Gene Ontology annotation, molecular function: amino acid transmembrane transporter activity. Lineage: Eukaryota; Fungi; Ascomycota; Pichiomycetes; Serinales; Debaryomycetaceae. The coding region runs from base 1 to 1716 and encodes 571 amino acids. The record is from RefSeq and is a predicted model, not a curated record.
AUGUGGUUUAGUAAAGGGCUGAAUCGCCCGUUCAGCAAAGAUACCAAAUCGGAAGUACAAGAUGGGGCCGAUCCCGCCACAAAGGAGACAUUUGUUGAUAGCGUGAGCACCACAUCUAAUUCCGAUCAAUCAACAAAGGUGGAAAACCGCACCCACAGAAAAUUACUUCCUAGACACAUUUCACUUAUUGCAAUAGGUGGUUCCAUUGGUACUGGUGUUUUUGUCACUAUUGGAACCACUGGUUUGGUUAAUGGAGGUCCACUCGGUCUACUAUUAUCCUAUUGUUUAUCAACCACGCUUAUCAUGCUUUUAACAACGGCAAUGGGAGAACUUGUUUGUUACAUGCCCACAGACUCGCCAUUUCUCGAUAUGGCAGGAAGAGUUAUUGAUCCAGCAUUUGAAGUUGCCUCCUCAGUAAAUUUCUGGGUGAUGCAAAGUUUAUAUAUCCCCUUUGAAAUUACUGCAGUUAAUGGUAUGAUACAUUUCUGGCGUGAUGAUUACUCACCAGCAAUCACCUUAUCGAUACAAAUUUUCAUUUACGCAGCAAUAAACUUGUAUGCAGUCAAAGUGUUUGGGGAGUGUGAGUUUUGGUUCUCUUUGUUCAAGUUGAUCUUGUGUAUUGGGCUCUUGUUUUUUACCCUUGUUACCAUGUGUGGAGGUAACCCUAAAGGCGAUGCGUUUGGAUUUAGAAAUUGGCAUGUCGCAGGCGGACCCAUGGGAAUGAUGUACACGACAGGUGCGUUGGGGAGAUUCCAAGGCUUUUUGGGUAGUCUUCGUAUGUCUUCGAGUUUCACUUGUGUUGGAAGUGAAUACUUGAGUAUGACUGCUGGUGAAGCAAUUAACCCAAGACAUACUCUACCAGUUGCCUUUAGAACGGUUUUGUAUCGUUUGGUUAUCUUUUAUGUUGGUAGUGCAUUGUGUGUGUCCAUCUUGAUUGCAUAUAAUGAUCCCAGAUACUUGAGCUUGACUUCAGAAAGCUCAAAUGGUGCAUCUUCUCCAUAUGUGGUUGCUAUGGAAAACUUGGGUAUCCAUGUAUUGCCCCACAUUGUUAAUGCAGUCAUCUUGACAUCAGCAUUCUCUGCUGGUUGUUCAUACACCUACACUUCAUCUCGUUGUUUGUACAAUUUGGCUAAAAAGGGGUUUGUGCCAAAAUUCCUUGAAAAGUGUACCAAACAAGGAGUUCCCAUUUACUGUGUGCUUGCAUCUGUUUGUUUCUCCUUAUUGUCAUUGAUGCAAUUGGGAUCAUCAAGUUCCAAGGCAUUGAACUAUAUGGUGAAUUUGUGUACUGGGUCGCAAGUGCUCAAUUAUGGCUUUAUGUGUAUCACAUAUAUUGGAUUCUACCAUGCAUGCAAGGCGCAGAACAUUGAUCGGAAUAAGUUGACUUACAAGUCAUGGUUCCAGCCAUAUUCGAUUUACUUUGUCACCGUAAUGUAUUGGUGCAUUAUUGGAAUCUUGGGCUACCAUGUGUUUAUGCCUGGUCACUGGUCGGUUGACGAUUUCCUCUUUAGUUAUGUUAUGAUUUUUGUUUCGCUUGCAGUGUAUAUUUUGUGGAAGGUGAUUAAGAAAACCAAGUUUAUUAGACCUGCAGAUGCCGAUUUGAUCAGUGGGUUGGAUGAAAUUGAAGCACACGAGUUUGAGUAUAAGGCAAUGAAAGAGAAGAACGAGGAUAAGGCGGUGACAAGUAAGUUCAAAGGUCUUGCCAACUGGAUAUUCUAG